Messenger RNA from Notechis scutatus (mainland tiger snake), 2962 nucleotides. RefSeq names its product MAP6 domain containing 1 (gene MAP6D1). Gene Ontology annotation, biological process: microtubule cytoskeleton organization; regulation of microtubule cytoskeleton organization; cytoskeleton-dependent intracellular transport. Lineage: Eukaryota; Metazoa; Chordata; Lepidosauria; Squamata; Elapidae. The record is from RefSeq and is a predicted model, not a curated record. Gene Ontology annotation, cellular component: microtubule; cis-Golgi network; Golgi-associated vesicle. Gene Ontology annotation, molecular function: microtubule binding; calmodulin binding.
AUGGCUUGGCCCUGCAUCAGCCGAGUGUGCUGCCUGGCGCGCUUCUGGAACCAGCUGGACAAGUCGGAUCUGGCCGUGCCGCUCACCAUCCACAAUUACUCCGACAUCGAAGAAGGGGCGGAAGCGGGCGGUGGGGGCAGCCCACAGCAGCCCCGGAUCCCGCCCGGAGGCACCGCCAGCAGCCGGCCCCAAGCCCCUCCGCGGGCAGCCUCUGCCCUGCCGGUCUCCGCGUCCGCCCCCUCGUUGCGGGACAGCCUGGUGGUUGUCAAGAGGCCGUCGAAAAAAAGCAGGGGCAGGCACCGGAAGGAGCCCUUCGCCGCAGAGACUCAGUACCAGCAGGAUUUCCGAGCGUGGCCGCUGCAGAAGAGAGACACCCUGCCCUGGCUUGGGGUGUGCCGGAAAGCUGAACCCACGCGGGCGCCCCCGGCCGCGGGCGCCCCUGCCGCCUCUCCCCACGCUGACAUCCUGGCAGGGUCUCGCGUGUACGUGCUGCCGGCGGCAAGGCAGGAGGUGAGCAAGAAGGACGUUGGCUCCAGACAGGUGUGGCCUUCCUCCUCGCCUCCGGGUAUCGCCAGGACUUCUUACAGAUAUGAAUAUCACCCAUGGUCUGCGGAAAAACGAUCCAGGCCUACAAAGACAACGCAAGGGUUCAUUAUUCCAGAAGAUCACUUUGUGCAAGAAUCUAGCUACAAGUCAGACUUUAAGAUUCCUGAAGCAAAGACGAAGUUUUCUUCAAAUCCUUCUGCUGUUUUCCAGGCACCAUCUCGCAUUCUCAGUAUAUGAAUCUGGAUCAUGACCAUUUUCUGUUCAAUCAGCUUAAGGGCUUGAUUUCCGGAUCCCUAACCAUCUUUGAAGCCUUCUUCAGAUCUCACUCCAAUUUGUCCUUCUCCUUUGUGCUGCCCAGAACUGGAUGCAGUGCUCCAGGUGGGUCCUGACCAGGGAAGAGUAGAGGAAGCAACAAUUGCUUCCAAUCAAAUGUUGGCUUUCUUGUGGUUCUGGAAGAAAAGGAAAAACUAGAGGCUUGAUACUAUUAGACCAAUUAUAUACUUUCUUCAGAAACUUUUAAUAUCGUAUUUUGCUUCAAGAAGAUUGCAUGUCAAUUUUUUUUGGGUGAAGGUGUUCCCUUUACUUAUGGCUUUCUUAUAUCUUUGGUUAAUUUUUUCCCCCAAGACUGUUUUCCCGAAUCCUGUUGUUGGUCAUGUGAGCCAAGGUACAAACUCUUUUAUGGCUGUAUGACCAACGUGUAGCCCAUCUGUCACAUUCACAUCAACACAUUCCCAAAUGAAAGUCUAAUCUUUACUGUGAAGUUUAAAAAGUAGGUAUGACUAAGAGGUAUUACAACCAAAAUAUUACUAUUUCUUUUCUAAGCAAGAAAGCCCCCUAAAUCAUGCUAUGAAAUUAAAGCUGGAUGUUUUAAAAGUGAGGUUGCUUUAUUUUCUUAUGCUCUGCCCAUUAUACAGAGCAGAUUAUUUAUAUCAAUAUAUGCCAAAUAAGAAACACAGCUAAAAAUCCAACACACAGCCAAGAGGAUCACAGCCUCAUCAAUAUUCCAUGACUUAUAUAUUUAGAAUUAACUGAUCUUUAACAAGCAUACUUUUUCCUGGAAGUGUUUUUUUCAAUUUUGAUAAUGUUUUCCUGAAGGCUGAUAAUUCAAUUAUUAAAUUCUGGGGAAAAAACUCCUCAAAGACAGUACAGAGGCAAUUCACAUUUUGGGACCUAGUAGCUAUUCUAGGUUAAGUAUUGGGCAUUGCACUAGGCCACACAUUAAAGCAAUGGCCAAGGUAAUUUAUUUAAUGUGUAUGUAAAUAUUGUAAAUAGGAAAAAUAUAAUUUUCCAAAAGAAAAAAGAGUGCAUGCUUAAUUUGAUUUUAUUUAACAUUUGUGGUUUUUGAGUAUGCAAACUAGAACAUGAUUUGUCUUGAAAAAGCAAAAUCACUGCUUAUUGCUAUGGAAUUAUGUGUUAUAUAUGUUAUAAUUUAAUUUUCAAAGAGAAAUUUUACUUUUUCAUUAUUUUUAAAGAGCAUUUUGUACAGUAUUAUAAUUUUUGCUUAGACAUUUUAAAUACACUAGUUUUUAAUUCUCGUUCAUUCCUAAUAUUGCAUAUAAUUAAGACAGGGUUUAACAUAAGCACCCCACCUUAAUGCAUUGUUUCAUUUACUUUUGCAGAAGUUACAAUAAUAGUUUAUUGUUCUGAUUCCAGUAUAGUUUUGUAAGUUUUUGAUGGGCAUGUGACAUUUCUGAUUCAGGUUGGGCUUCUCAUCUAGCCCAGUGAUGUCCCAUUUUUGGAUAUGCAAUACACAAGACCCUUGCGAAUUUUUUACUGAAAAAUUCAUAUUUAACAUUCCAUAAUUUAAAAUGUGGCAAAUAACAUGCGGCCAAUUUUUCAUAUAUAAACAGAAGUGUAAGUACUGUAUAAUUUGGAGAAAAUUUUCUGCAGCAAGUUGUUUUUUUCACGAAAAUUUUCUUAAUUGUAACUAUUCAGCUAAGAAAAGUUAUUUACAUUAUCAGAAAGGUCUCAAGGGUAUGUAUCUGGUGUGGUUUUUCAUUGUUUGAAUAAGAGGCUCUCUUGCCUUCCGCUAGUGCCAUAUCAUAAACUGCUUUUGACAAUAUUUUAUGUAGCAAUAGUUUUUCCUUGACUAAAGGGCCUGCUGCUUGAGAAAUGUCGUUUUAAAAUCUCCUUGAGCAUGUUCCCCACCCCCUUUGGAACAGUCACAAUAAUAAGAUACUUGUCUAGAAGGUAAAUGACAACAUUGUUCCUUCAAUAGUCACGAGAGGCCAGAUUGCCAAAUGAAUCCAACACGCUGAAAGAAUUAGGAGGAGUGGGUAGGUACCAUUUGUAGAAACAUGUUCCAAAUUGCAAUCCUUGCAUGUUGAAUGUUUCUAGAUGAAAUUCCUAUUAAUUCUGCUUGACUGAUCUAAUUUUUUUGAACAUUAAUUGGUUUAAUUAUUUGUAAGCCUGACUU